Portunus trituberculatus (swimming crab) is the source of this 545-nucleotide messenger RNA. RefSeq lists its product as uncharacterized. The record is from RefSeq and is a predicted model, not a curated record. The transcript is spliced from 5 exons. NCBI's taxonomy places the organism in Eukaryota, Metazoa, Arthropoda, Malacostraca, Decapoda, Portunidae. Bases 1 to 441 code for a protein of 146 amino acids.
AUGACUGUACCACAAAAUAUUAACCUUAAGACCUUGAUAUUUGUAUACAGAUCUCUCAAUAUAUACACAGCAGACACAGGCUUCCAGAUUUUGUCUCAUGAUAUUCAGUUAAGGCAGACAGGCAAUUUAAGGAUACCCUCUGUAGAACCUCCCAUGCCCAACUACUCCCUCCCUCACACUCUCUCUUCCGCUGUUCCGCAGACUGGAGGCGUGGCUGCAGGAAGUGGCAGCGGCGGCGGCGGCGGUGGUGGAUCAUCUUUCGUCCUUCGUCCUUCCUUCCGUCACGCAAGUCACUCGCCAGCAUCUCGCCGUGACCUUCAUUUCCUCGUGCAUAAAGAACCAAGGUGGCUGCAGAUGAUUGCAAGAGUUAUGGAGACCGUGGCAGAGAUAGGCAGCAGCACCAUCAUCACUAACUCUUCAUGCUGGGACAUCAUCCAUUAAGUCAAUUAACUUUGAAAUGUGUGUGUCAGACUCAGUGAUUGCUAGCCAUGGUGUUGGUACAUGAGCUACAAUGUGUUUAAAGUCCAUGAGACUCCACAACUAAG